AUGAGGCCCCACGCACCCCGGCCUCCAACACGAGGCCCACGCACCCCGGCCUCGCCUCCAACACGAGGCCCACGCACCCCAGCCUCGCCUCCAACACGAGGCCCACGCACCCCGGCCUCCAACACGAGGCCCACGCACCCCGGCCUCCAACACGAGGUCCACGCACCCCGGCCUCCAACACGAGGCCCACAUACCCCGGCCUCCAACACGAGGCCCACGCACCCGGCCUCCAACACGAGGCCCCACGCACCCCGGCCUCCAACACGAGGCCCACGCACCCCGGCCUCACCUCCAACACGAGGCCCACGCACCCCGGCCUCCAACACGAGGCCCACGCACCCCGGCCUCCAACACGAGGCCCACAUACCCCGGCCUCCAACACGAGGCCCACGCACCCCGGCCUCCAACACGAGGCCCACGCACCCCGGCCUCCAACACGAGGCCCACGCACCCCGGCCUCACCUCCAACACGAGGCCCACGCACCCCGGCCUCCAACACGAGGCCCAUGCACCCCGGCCUCCAACACGAGGCCCACGCACCCGGGCCUCCAACACGAGGCCCACAUACCCCGGCCUCCAACACGAGGCCCCACGCACCCGGCCUCCAACACGAGGCCCACGCACCCGGCCUCCAACACGAGGCCCACAUACCCCGGCCUGGAAGACACAGGCCCACCUCAGCCGUGUAGACCCCGGGCCUGCGGUGCAGACCAAGCCUCAGAGACCCAGAUACCCAGACUUCCACGCCUCGGUUCCACUGUACACCAAGGGCCCCUGACUCACAGGACUAUCGUGCGACGUCAAUAA
This is a messenger RNA of Dipodomys ordii (Ord's kangaroo rat), 807 nucleotides long. RefSeq names its product splicing factor 3A subunit 2-like. The transcript has a single exon. Lineage: Eukaryota; Metazoa; Chordata; Mammalia; Rodentia; Heteromyidae. The coding region runs from base 1 to 807 and encodes 268 amino acids. The record is from RefSeq and is a predicted model, not a curated record.